AAAGGUAAUUGAAACCGACUUAAAGUUCAUUUUUCCAUUAUUCUAAAGGUGAAUCCGAUUAUUGUUGAUUUAAGUAUCGGAGUGUUUACCCCAAGGAUCACCUUGGGGCUUUGCAAGUAUAUCCAAAGUGAAGACACGGACUAAAGAAGGACUUUUGGUUUGGUGCAAUUGCACCAACUCCUGCAGCCACGCCAGAUCCCCGCCACCGCAAUGCAGUCCUCUCCAAAGAUAUUCCCAUCAAUCCAUCAAACCACACCUGGGCUCGCAUCUUCCUUCCCUGCCAAGUACUCGAUGGUUCCUCGCCGGCUGCUAAAACUUCCGGCUGUGGUCAUGUCGGUUGAGUACCGGCUUGCUCCCGAGCACCGUCAUCCGGAGGCUUAUGAUGACGCCAUGGAAGCACUGCACUGGAUAAAGUGUAAUCAAGAAGAGUGGCUGAGGGAAUACGCUGAUUUUUCUAACUGUUUCCUAAUGGGAACCAGUGCCGGCGGAAAUAUCACCUACCAUGUGACGCUGCGGGCGGCGGAGGCGGUUAAUGAGCUGGAGCCGUUACAAAUCAGAGGAAUGAUAUUGAAUCAUCCCUUCUUUGGUGGGAUCCAUAGGACUGGCUCUGACCGUGAUCACAAAUAUUGUAAUCUUGCGGUGGAGGGUGGGUCAAAGUUCUUGGAAAAAGUAAGAGCGGUUGGAUGGAGAGUGCUGGUCAAUGGGUGUGAGGGGGACCCACUGGUGGACCGGCGGAAGGAGGUGUUGAAAUUGAUGGAGGAGAACGGCGUGGAAGUCAUUGGGCGUUUCGUCACCGGAGGUGUUCACGCAGCAGAAAUGUUCGAUAGUUCCUGGGCUAAGGCCUUGCAUGCUAUGUUGAAAGAUUUCAGUUUUCUCCUCGAAGGUGACCGCUUGGUAAUGCUGAUUAAAUGAAGCGAUCACCACGUUAAUUUCCUUUGUUUUCCAUGCUAACAGUGUUUGUUUUUUAUUUUCAGCGUGUUUUUAUGCUUUGUUUGUUAAUUGUCUUGAGAAGACAACAAUCAGUCAUUGCAUUAGCUAAUUUAAUUCGAGCUAUUGAACUUACAUUAUGUUUAGGUUGAUCAAAAUGGAGGAGAAAGGAAAAAAUUUUUUCCUAUUGA
Molecule: messenger RNA, 1118 nt
Organism: Rubroshorea leprosula
Lineage: Eukaryota; Viridiplantae; Streptophyta; Magnoliopsida; Malvales; Dipterocarpaceae
Source: the annotation of a GenBank genome assembly